UGGCAUCAAACAGUUGGUGUGAAGGGGAGAAUCACAGUUGCUGUGUAGUUGUUGAAGGGAAACACUUCUAAACAAUUCAAAACCAUGGAGCUCUUUGAGACCAAUCCCUAUUUUUUCCAAGACCAAAGAUUUUAUGACAAUGAAAAUUAUUUUUCUGCAAGACUCCCUACUUAUGAGCAAACAGGGUACCAGGAUCGUGGGGCGAUAGGAAUUUGUGCAGAUGGGGCAAUGUUGCAGGGAUCAGGGAUUGAAGAUAAAGUGUCACCCCUUACUAACAUAGGCCAACAAGAUCACUGCCCUGGCCAAUGCUUGCCAUGGGCUUGUAAAAUGUGCAAGAGGAAGACAGUUUCUAUGGACAGAAGAAGGGCAGCUACACUGAGGGAAAAACGCCGGUUAAAAAAAGUCAACGAGGCAUUUGAAGCCCUAAAAAGAAGCACUUUGUUGAACCCAAACCAAAGACUUCCUAAAGUUGAGAUCUUAAGGAGUGCCAUCCAGUAUAUAGAACGUCUGCAAGCUCUGCUGGCAUCUCUCAACCAGCAGGAAAGGGACCAGAGAGAUUUGCUGUAUAUUAGUAAUGGAUCACAGCGGGUGGUAUCUAGAGACUGUGGGUCAAGUUCUUCAUCUAGUAGCCCAGUAUGGAACGAGUCUGAUUUUAGCAGCAGCCAAAGUGAUCAUCUUUUAAGCGAUGAUUCAACUGAGCAACGUGACAUCAAUUCCUUAACAUCGAUUGUGGACAGCAUCACGUCUGGAGAGGUGUCAAUAACCUUUCCAGAGCAGCAUAUUCAAAAUUAAUAUAGCUUUGGAUCUUUGUGUAAGCUUUUUGAUGCUACAAGUUUAUGGGCUUAUAUGUACUAAAUGCUCUUCCACAAUGCCUUAUUCGAACACUACUAUAAAAUCUGUAUUUUAAUAUGUA
Bombina bombina (fire-bellied toad) is the source of this 913-nucleotide messenger RNA. RefSeq names its product myogenin (gene MYOG). The coding region runs from base 85 to 792 and encodes 235 amino acids. Lineage: Eukaryota; Metazoa; Chordata; Amphibia; Anura; Bombinatoridae. The transcript has 3 exons. Gene Ontology annotation, biological process: muscle organ development; positive regulation of myoblast differentiation; positive regulation of transcription by RNA polymerase II. The record is from RefSeq and is a predicted model, not a curated record. Gene Ontology annotation, molecular function: protein dimerization activity; RNA polymerase II cis-regulatory region sequence-specific DNA binding; DNA-binding transcription factor activity, RNA polymerase II-specific.